UCUGUUCCAAAUUGCAUUUGCAUGCAUGUGACGAAGGAUAAUACUCUUGAUCUCUACUCUUCUCCGAUUCAUUAUACUGUUUGAGAUUGUUCAUUGAUCGAUGGGGAUUGAUUCAUCAUCUGUUCUCUGGAGAAUGAAGCAUAAGGUGGCGGAGAUGGCCAAGAAUGCGAGGAAAAUUGGGAAGGAUGAUCCAAGAAGAAUCGCGCAUUCUGUUAAAGUGGGAUUAGCUCUUACAGUUAACUCUUUCUUCUAUUAUUACCAUCCCCUCUAUGAUGGGUUUGGACAGUCUGGGAUCUGGGCUCUUUUGACUGUCGUCUUCGUCUUCGAAUUCACUGUUGGUGCAACCUUAUCCAAAGGCUUGAAUAGGAGCUUUGCUACACUCUUAGCUGGUGCUUUGGGCGUCGGAGCUAACUUUUUGGCUGACCUUUCCGGCGAGAAAGCCGAGCCUGUCGUUCUUGGUUUACUUGUCUUCAUACUAGCUGCCAUAUUAACCUUCACAAGAUUCAAUCCUGGAAUCAAGAAGUUUGACUAUGGGGUUGUCAUAUUCAUCCUCACCUUCAGUAUGGUAACCGUCUCCGGCUACCGGACGGAGCAGAUUAUACAUUAUGCUCUGCAACGGUUGUCGACGGUGGCCAUCGGAGCCGUGUCAUGCAUGCUCAUUUCCGUACUUAUAUUCCCUGCAUGGGCCGGAGAAGAUCUUCAGAACCUCAUUGCUGCAAAUAUUGACAAGCUUGGAAGGUCUUUAGAAGGUUUUGGAAAUACAUAUUUUAGGGUUCCUGUUGGUGAAGAAAGUGGCAGUGGCAGUGACGUGGCAUUCCCUCAAGACUAUAAAUCUGCAUUCAAUUCUAAAGCCUCUGAAGAUUCUUUGGCAACUUCAGCUGGGUGGGAAUUUGGUCAUCCAUGGAAGGAAUACUUGAAAGUUGGAAGUCUUGCAAGGGAAUGUGCUUCCCAUCUUCAAGCACUCUGUAGUUACCUAAACAUCAAAGACGAUUAUCAGAAAAAGCAGACAUUAUUAAGCUUCAAGAGCAAAAUUCAAGAGCCAUGCACAAGAAUGUGCUCGGAAUCGAGCCAAGCUUUGAAAGCUAUAUCAUCAGCCAUCAAAACCAUGGCGCAGCCGUCUCCGGCGAUCCAAGACCACCUACAAAACUCCCGAGCAGCCAUUAAUGAUCUCGAGGUCGUGUUUCGGAGCUCGUCAUUGUCGCCGGAGCAGCUCUUCGAGAUCAUACCGUGCGCUGCGGUUACGUCUAUACUGAUCGACAUCGUUAACUGCGUGGAUAAGAUCUCCAAGUCCGUCGACGAGCUCUCGGAAAAAGCUGGUUUUAAGAAACCGAAGGCGAAAACUGGAAUUGUGAAACCCGUGAAUGAAGAUUCCCCGGAAAGUGAAGUGGUGGCUAUUACAAUAGAUGAAGACACGCAUAAAGAUUCCUCGGAAUUUGAUAACUUUCAAGCACCUAGACAGGAACAAAAAUCCCAAGAAUUAAUUACGGGUGAAAAGACAGGAUAA
Messenger RNA from Ipomoea triloba (trilobed morning glory), 1504 nucleotides. Its product is annotated as aluminum-activated malate transporter 8-like. Bases 101 to 1504 code for a protein of 467 amino acids. The transcript is spliced from 4 exons. Gene Ontology annotation, biological process: malate transport. The record is from RefSeq and is a predicted model, not a curated record. NCBI's taxonomy places the organism in Eukaryota, Viridiplantae, Streptophyta, Magnoliopsida, Solanales, Convolvulaceae. Gene Ontology annotation, cellular component: plant-type vacuole membrane.